This is a messenger RNA of Rosa chinensis, 513 nucleotides long. RefSeq names its product protein WUSCHEL-like. NCBI's taxonomy places the organism in Eukaryota, Viridiplantae, Streptophyta, Magnoliopsida, Rosales, Rosaceae. Gene Ontology annotation, molecular function: DNA-binding transcription factor activity; DNA binding. Bases 1 to 513 code for a protein of 170 amino acids. The record is from RefSeq and is a predicted model, not a curated record. The transcript has a single exon. Gene Ontology annotation, biological process: plant organ development.
AUGCAUUGCAAGCAGAGUAAUACCAGGUGGCUUCCUACUAGAGAUCAGAUAAGAAUCCUCAAGGAGCUUUACGAUGACAAGGGAGUUAAGUCCCCCACUGUAGAGCAGGUUCAGAGGAUCACUCUCCAGCUAAAAUGGUACGGAGAGAUCGAGAACAAGAACGUCUUUUAUUGGUUCCAGAAUCAAAGGGCUCGGGAGAAGCUGAAGAACAAUAAGCUUACUUCGGAUGUUCAAGUGCCCAAGCAAAGAUCAGAGCUUGUUGGUGGAUCCAAUAAUCUCAAUUUUGGGUCAACUAGUUCUGCUGGUGUUGGUGGAUCCAUAAUGGAACAACGAGGGGACGAUCACCAGGAGAUUAAAACCCUUCCACUAUUUCCCAUGCAAAGUGAGGACAUCAUUGGCAACAUGAAGACUACUUCCGAUGGAGGUGGUGGUCACGGUGGUGGCUCUUACAUUUCCCUUAAGCUCAGCCUUUCCUGCGAGGGCAAAGCUAGAAAAACUUUCCGGAGCCGCUGA